AUGAACGCAUUGUUGGCAGUUGUCUUGGUUGUCGCCGUCACACUUCACUGUGAGGCUUUGGGCACGUUACAAUCGUAUGCCGUGAAGGGAGUUCUUAGAUGUGACGGAAAGCCGGCUGCUGGAGUUGUAAGUUUUUGACAACUUUUUGGACUUUUUAUGAUGACUUCAAGACAACUUUACUGUCGUCUAAUGUUAUUGCGUAGCGUAUAACAACGGUAGUGUAAAAUUUAUUUUAAAUUGCCACCAAACUCACUUUUCCCGCUUUAGAAGCUCCGUUUGUACGAUGUAGACACCUUGAGCAUUGACGACAAACUUGACGAGGGAGUGUCUGACGAUGAAGGCGAGUUCAGAUUGGAAGGAUCCACCAAGGAAGUCGGUAACAUCGACCCCAAACUCAACAUCUACCACCACUGUGGAGACACUGGAGGCAUUCUUCAGAAGUGUACCAAGAAAGUGGAGAUCGUAUUGGACAAGAAGUACAUCACCAAAGAGUCAGAGAAGGCGGCUCAGACCUUCGAUGCUGGAGAAAUCAACCUGAACGCCAAGUACGGUAACCAAGGCCGUGACUGUGUAAACUAAAUAUUCGAUCUAAUAAACCAUAUAUUUUUACAAUUGUAAUAUAAAUUAAGAUUUCAUUAUGUAGACAACUUGUAAAAGGGCUACAAAUAGUAUUAGUAGAUUAGUAGUGCCCUAUAGAUGUGUAACAAUUUCAACAGAUAUAGACAAUUAUCUAUAGAUUUUCGAAAUGGAAACUUGAAUACAGUAGAAUAAAUUCAUAUUUAUACUUGUCACUUUUUUAAACUGGUCGUUUAUGGGAUCUAAAAGCUUAUUUCAAAACUUACUACGUUCGGCUAAUCCACGACAUCUACCCUUGAUACAAAAGAGUCCGCCCUUGAUCAGUAGCACUCAGAUGCUAAAAGAGUAACUUUUAUAAUCUAAAAUAUGUUAUAUGACAAUAAAUAACUUAAGAAUGCCUAAACUUUAGCCAAAAACGAUCAGACGCAGACUUCGAAGAGCUGUCGCCAACCUUCCUGUCGCUGAACAUUCGCGACGAAAAAGCGGCCAAAGACUUUGUGGAUAGGCUUUACCCGAACGAACGGAAGAUGAUAUUCGAUAUAAUUCAGCGGAGAAGAGCAAAUCAGUACAAGACGGCCGAACAACAAAACAAGGAGAAGCUAAAGGAAGUGCACCAUGAGGAACUAGUCGGUAUCUGGUGGAUGACCUACACGCCCUACUUCUUAUACGGCUUCAUUGACAACACAGCCAUGAUCGUCGCCGGAGAAUCCUUCGAUUUGUAAGUUUAGCCAGUUCUACAUUUAGUUUUACUUUGCCCAUGUUGUUUAUAUUAUAGUACAUUAGUUUUUAAUCUUAUAUUAUCUAUAACUUUAUAUUAUACCAAUUUUUAUUUUAAUUUAUUGCAUUUUAGAACAGUAGGCCAAGCCAUGGGAGUAUCUGUAAUGGCUGGAGCAGCUUGUGGUAAUAUUGUGUCUAAUUUGAUUGGGAUAUACUUAAUACACUAUGUUGAGAUGGGCGUCGCACAAGUUGUUGUGUAAGUGAAACAUCAUUUUUCACGUUUUAGGUAUUUUUCAUAUACAACCGUUCGUAAAAGUUAUAACUACAAAAAUCUAACAUUACUUACAUUUUCAGAAGCCCAAACCUACAACCAGGCCAAGAAAACUUGUGGCCGGUGCGAUUUGUGAAAAACCUCGCUAGACUGACAGGAAUUUUCUCCGGAUGUAUAUUAGGAAUGUUUCCACUGUUAUUCUACACAAACGAACGACAAGACGAUAUUGACAAUGACCAAUCGCUCGAACGAAACGGUAAUUUGAAUGAUGUGUUAGGAAAAAGAAAGACAAAGAGCGUGAUCUCGUGAUGUAGUGGUUAUCACAUCUGUCUAACAUACAGAAGGCCGGCGGUUCGAGCCCGCCCGAGAUCAAAACAUUUUUUGCCAUUUUUCUUAUUUUGACGAAAAAGUUUUUAGGUAUACCGAUUAUUAUUGUUUAGUUUGUUAUUUUAUUGUAUAAUAUUAAUAUUUCUUGUCCUUAUUAUUACUUUACGAAUGCUUAUAAUAACAUAGGUUUAUAUUUUUUGUUGUUGUUAUUGUUGCUUUCCGGUUUCAGAAAACGAAUUCCGACACGACUGGCUAUCUGAAGUGUGUUUGGCUCUCAACCAACCUGUCAUCUACGAUGGUAUGCAACACGACUUUGAUGUAACAAGCGCGACCGCAGAGGAAGCCACAGAAAUCGGUGAAGGGACUCCAGAAGGCGACGAUCCCAGAUUCUACGAAAAAAUCAUUUUAAACGAGAAAGAAGGUGGAGCGACUCCCAGUAAACUCGAGUAUUAG
This is a messenger RNA of Bursaphelenchus okinawaensis, 2344 nucleotides long. The record is from the annotation of a GenBank genome assembly. Lineage: Eukaryota; Metazoa; Nematoda; Chromadorea; Rhabditida; Aphelenchoididae.